AUGAUAGCUACAUGAAUGUAUGAUAACAGUUUACCGCUCGCAAGCUAACGCAAGCAAUAAACUGCUGUUAAUACCCCUUAAAUAACAGCGGUUCCGCCUUACGUUAGCCGUAUAGAUGAAUUUUAUUUGCACGUCGUCAAUGUUACACAGAGGCUAGUGUUAGUUAACAAACUAAACUAGCUAGCUGCAAGUUAGCAAAUGUCAACAUCCCAGGACCGAUAGAGCCGCUGGAGUUUGAGCCUGCUCAGCUGGUUCACCAUGAAGACUAACAAGUCAUACAAGCUUGUGCUGCACAAGAAAGGUUUUGGUGGCAGUGAUGAUGAGUUGGUUGUCAACUCAAAAGUUUUCCCUCAAGUCAGCAUUAGGGAUAUCAUCGAGAUCGCACACCCCACAGAUGAAUACAGUCCACUCCUGCUGCAGGUUAAGAGCCUUAAAGAGGACCUUCAGAAAGAGACAAUCAGUGUGGACCAGACAGUAGCACAAGCCUUCAAACUGCGUGCAUACCAGGAUGUCAUUGUUAACAUUGUUGACCCAAAGGAUGUUACACUGGACCUGGUGGAGCUGACUUUCAAGGACCAGUACAUCGGCAGAGGAGACAUGUGGAGACUGAAGAAGAGUCUGGUGAGCACUUGUGCUUAUGUGACACAGAAGGUGGAGUUUGCUGGAAUCAGAGCUCAGGCCAGUGAACUCUGGGUGAAGGGAGAGAAAGUGACGUGUGGUUACAUCAGUGAAGACACCAGGGUGGUUUUCAGAUCCACAUCUGCAAUGGUCUACAUCUUCAUCCAAAUGAGCUGUGAGAUGUGGGACUUUGACAUCUAUGGUGACCUCUACUUUGAGAAGGCUGUGAAUGGUUUCCUGUCGGAUCUUUUUGCCAAAUGGAAGGAGAAGAACUGCAGCCAUGAAGUGACGGUGGUACUCUUCUCGCGUACGUUCUACAGCGCUAAAACAUUAGACGAAUUUCCCGAAAUUCUCAGAGCGUCCAUCAGACAGGAUCACGAAGGACGUUUUUAUGAAGACUUCUACAGGGUGGUGGCUCAAAAUGAGAGACGGGAUGAGUGGACGUCAUUACUGAUCACCAUCAAGAAGCUUUUCAUCCAGUAUCCUGUCCUGGUGCGGCUGAAAGAAGCAGAUGGUUUUCCUAUCGGUUAUAACUCCACUUCUGCUGAAGGAAACUACCUGGAGGCUAUUAACCUUUCUUUCAAUGUAUUCGACAAGCACUACAUCAACCGUAACUUUGACCGCACCGGCCAAAUGUCAGUGGUCAUCACACCUGGGGUGGGAGUGUUCGAAGUGGACCGUCUGCUUAUGAUUCUCACUAAACAGCGUAUGAUUGAUAACGGUAUUGGUGUAGACUUGGUGUGUAUGGGGGAGCAGCCAUUGCACGCAGUACCAUUAUUCAAGCUCCACAAUAGGACGAUAACCGGAGACUCUCGUGUGGGAGACGACUACAACCUCCCUCACUGGAUCAACCACAGCUUCUACACUUCCAAAAGUCAAAACUCUUUCAGUUCCUUCACCCCUCGAAUCAAACUGGCUGGCCGUAAGCUUCAUGCUGAAAAAUUCAAGAGCAGCAAAGACCACAGUCUCUGUUCACCAAAGGACUCAGACAACAGCCUGCCGAUACAGGUGGACUACGACGCCUACGAUGCUCAGGUGUUCAGGCUUCCCGGUCCUUCAAGAAUUCAGAGAAGUACCAACUUCAGGAUGGUUCGAGACAAAGAGACGAGCGGGAGGAAGAGCUGGGGCUCAGUGGACGUCAGCGUAGGCAUUGGUGCGUCCCCUCCUGUUCGCUCCGGAGGUCCUGAUGAGCAGCGUAGCCUGGCCUCUGAUGAUAGUCUGGGCCCCGUGUCCAACAUGCUGCUGAUACCCAGGAUGCCCGCUGCCCAAUAUGAAGUCAGCAGUUCUCUGGGAUACACGAGCACCAGAGAGCUGUUGGAGAAGAUGAUGGACUCUCAGCGGGACUCCAGCGCCCCAGGAAGGUUCACGGUGGGAAGCGCUGAGUCGACCCUGCACAUCCGGCCAGGAGGUUACACCCCUCAGAGAGCGCUCAUAAACCCCUUCACUCCAUCCAGGAUGCCCAUGAAGCUCACCUCCAACCGCCGGCGCUGGAUGCACACCUUCCCUGUCGGUACUUCUGGAGAGGCUAUUCAAAUCCAUCACCAGACCAGACAGAACAUGGCUGAACUGCAGGGCAGCCAGCAGAGAGACCCUGCCCACACAUCCGCCGAGCUGCUGGAGCUGGCCUAUCAUGAGGCCAGCGGAAGGCGAACAACCUCACGCCAAACAGCAGAGAACGGCCUUUACAUUGGUGGUGGAGGGAUGGAAGAGUACACUGGAAGUCCGAGGAGCAACAGUAGUGGAACUCUGACCAACCGCGGCUCCUCAUUCGAAGACGUCUCCGUCGGUGGUGCCGAUCCAAUGCCCAGCUUCUGCUGCACAGUUGGGGUGGACUGGAAGUCUCUGACCACACCGGCCUGCCUGCCCCUCACCACCGACUACUUCCCCGACCGCCAGACGCUGCAGAAUGACUACACUGAAGGCUGCUACGACCUGCUGCCACACAGCGACCUGGAGAGGCGUGAAGAUGAAGGUCCAGUGAUGAAUGCCACUCAGGUGUUUGAGGAGUUUAUCUGUCAGAGGUUGAUGCAGGGCUACCAGAUCAUUGUCCAGCCAAAUAACAGGAAACCACAACCUGCUGUGGCCACACCGCUGGGCAGCAGCCCUCUUUACUCCAGAGGUCUGGUGUCUCUUCGUCGAGCAGAGGAAGAGGAGACAGUUUACUGGCUCAGUAUGGGCCGCACCUUCCAUAAAGUUUGCCUUAAAGACAAGAUCAUCACUGUUACUCGCUACCUGCCAAAGUACCCGUAUGAGUCGGCUCAGAUCCAGUACAGCUACAGCCUGUGUCCUCCACAUUCUGAUGCUCAGUUUGUGUCCUGCUGGGUGGAGUUUGGCCACGAGAGACUGGAGGAAUACAAGUGGAACUACCUGGACCAGUACAUCUGCUCUGCUGGCUCUGAGGACUUCAGUUUGAUCGACUCUCUGAAGUUCUGGAGGACUCGCUUCCUCUUGCUGCCGGCCGGAGGGGCUCGGCGGGUGGCGGACGGGGAGGGGCACUGGGAUGUUUACGGAGAGGGAGCAAACGCUGGAAUGAGUGGCAGCGGAGAGGUGCUGCUGGAUGGCUUCAUCCGCUUCCUGGAGGGCCUGAACCGCAUUCGACGGCGGCAUCGCUCCGACAGGAUCAUCAGACAGAAGGGUACACCGAUGAAAGGACUGCAGGUCACCAGUCCUCUCCCUCAGUAUCCUACAGAGCCUGUAGCGCCCCCGCAAGGCAAGAAAGGCACAUCAGCUUUAUCAGCCCUGCUGGAGAUGGAGCAGAACCAGAAGACACUGGAGGAGCAGCAGCAGCAGCAGCAGCAGCAGCAGGUGAAGCCCUCAGCAGCCAUCAGCGACCCCUCAAAUGUUGCCACGGCUCCGUCAUACGUAGACAGUCCACGCAAGCUGCUUGCCGAAGCCAGUGAGGCUGCAGAUAAAGGAGUCCAGGGAGGAGUGACAGCUGGAGCAACAGCACAGCCUUCAGGAGAGACUGCAGCCAGCAGCAGCAGCACAGACACCAGUGCUCAGUCUGCAGCAGGAGCUCUUUCUCUGUCCUCUUCCUCAACACUGAUGGAGAUCCUGGAGGCCAUCAAACAUCCCACGACAGGUGUACAGCUGCUCCCAGAGCAGAAGGGUCUGCCCCUCAACUGCUUCAUCAGUGCUGAGGUUGUUCAUUGGCUGGUCAACAACGUGGAAGGUGUGGUCACACAGGGCAUGGCUGUGGAUGUCAUGCAGAAGAUGCUGGAUGAAGGUUUGGUGACUCACGCCUCCGGUGACGCCAUGCGCACCUUCGUCUACGGGUUCUACUUCUACAGGAUAGUAGGAGAGAAGGAUGUUCCCUCCUCACCGCUCCCCCCCUCGGCGGCCGGUGGCUGGUCAACCGCAGCUCUGGAGGACUUCGCCCUGUUCCAGAGGAAGUGGUUCGAGGUGGCCUUCGUGCUGGAGGAGAGGCGACCCUGCGACCUCCCGGCCUUCCUCCUGCCCUGGCUGCCCAGCCGGCCGGCCUCCUACGCAAGUAGGCACAGCUCCUUCAGCCGCAGCUUUGGAGGACGCAGCCAGGCCGCCGCACUGCUAGCUGCUACAGUCCCCGAGCAGAAGACGGUCACUCUGGACGUGGACGUGAACAACCGCAGCGACAGGACCGAGUGGUGCAGCUGCUAUUACCACGGCAACUUCUCCCUCAACGCCGCCUUCGAGAUCAAGCUGCACUGGAUGGCCGUCACCGCCGCGGUGCUCUUUGAGAUGGUUCAAGGCUGGCACAGGAAAGCGGCGUCCUGCGGCUUCCUGUUGGUCCCCGUGCUGGAGGUUCCCUUCGCUCUGACGUCUUACCUGUACGGAGAUCCCCUCAGAGUCCAACUCUUCAUCCCUCUGAACGUCCACUGCCUGCUGAAGAACGGCAGCGACAACCUGUUUGAAGGUUUCGAACCCGAGACGUACUGGGACAGGAUGCAGCUAUUUCAAGAAGCCAUACUCUACAGAUUUGGCUUCGUGCACGACAAGUUUUCUGCUUCUUCUUUUAAUUUCCCCUCUGAGAACAAGCCUCAGUACAUCCACGUUACAGGCACCGUCUUCCUGCAGCUGCCGUACUCCAAGAGGAAAUACAGCGGGCAGCAGCGACGGCGCAGGAACUCCACCACCUCCAACAGCCAGGGGGGGCCGUUCGGAGGGGAGGAGAGGGCCGGCUACUACUGGGCCUACAACACCAUGCUGACCAAAGCCUGGAGGACGGGCGUGCUGGGGGACGAGAGGCUCGCCGACCGCCUGCUCAGAGACUUCAGCGACUUCUGCGUCAACAAGGACAACAGACUGCUGAACUUCUGGGAAAGCUGUCAGGACAAGAUGAACGCCAGCGCACCCUGACCACAGAGGACAGAACGCUGGAAAACAGACUGUGAAAAUAUCAUGAAAACUGUUUUUAAUUAUUUUAUUUAUGAAGACAAAUUGUUCAUAAGUAUUCCGCUGCUGCUUCAAGAAGCACUCGUGUGUUUGUGUGCUUGAAUCUCUGCUUCGGAUGAUUGAACAUGAAGUUUUAAAUAUCAAAACUUUGCCUUAAAGAGCUGAAAUGUUG
This is a messenger RNA of Scomber scombrus (Atlantic mackerel), 5161 nucleotides long. It is a transcript of the gene depdc5, whose product is annotated as DEP domain containing 5, GATOR1 subcomplex subunit. The record is from RefSeq and is a predicted model, not a curated record. Gene Ontology annotation, cellular component: GATOR1 complex; lysosomal membrane. The transcript is spliced from 42 exons. Gene Ontology annotation, molecular function: GTPase activator activity. Lineage: Eukaryota; Metazoa; Chordata; Actinopteri; Scombriformes; Scombridae. Gene Ontology annotation, biological process: intracellular signal transduction; negative regulation of TORC1 signaling; cellular response to amino acid starvation. Bases 259 to 4953 code for a protein of 1564 amino acids.